This is a messenger RNA of Rhopilema esculentum, 3968 nucleotides long. RefSeq names its product repulsive guidance molecule B. Gene Ontology annotation, cellular component: plasma membrane. Gene Ontology annotation, biological process: BMP signaling pathway. Gene Ontology annotation, molecular function: coreceptor activity. NCBI's taxonomy places the organism in Eukaryota, Metazoa, Cnidaria, Scyphozoa, Rhizostomeae, Rhizostomatidae. The record is from RefSeq and is a predicted model, not a curated record.
CUACGUGCUGGGGCUUCCUUACCAAAACCAUAAAAUCCAACAGGGUCGGCCCAGUUCAGGCUCGCUUCGUCAAUCGUAGGGAUUUGAGACCAAAAGCAGGGAUGAAACGUUGUAUUCGAGAUAAUUGCGUUACAGUAGAAUGACUUAUUAGGGAUCUGGCAUUUGCCUAAACGAUUUACAUUCUUUUCUGGUCUGAAGUGUGGUUGUCAGCUAUUUAUAUUGUGUUCAAGUGUGGCAGUUUGAUUGAUUGGUGAGAAACUUGUUGACGAAUUUAUUCCUACACAUAAAUGGAGUUGUAAAGGACGUGCAAAGAAGGACAUUGUUGAAACAUUCGGUCUGUUGUGAAACCAAUACACAGCUACGAAAACCGCGUUAACGAACACCUUCGUCAGAAGGUGACAUACGAAUUUUGUGUAAACAAACCAGCAUUGCCAUAAAUGAAGUAGGAUCGAAUGAUAUUAAGAUUACAACAGAUGCUUAACGGAACAAGAUUUUAACGGGAUAGCUGGUACUUGAGUUUGGAUUUGUCGAUCAACUGUCGUGGUGUUGAUGAUUGGCAAUACAUCAUGUACAAGUUCUUGAAAACCGUGCAAACCAAAUGAAACCCUAGCCUUAUUGGAGUUAUUUUCAGCUCAUUUCGAUCCGGAUAUGCAUACAAUCGGGACAAUUUGGAUUUUAUCAGCCACUGUAUUUCGUAUGGUUUUACUUGGGAACCCGUUCAGCUUCCUCGACGAUCAGCAAGCUGACUCAAGUCGACGAAGCGAGAGCAGUUGUACUUGCUCGCCGCAUUCAACAGCGCAUGAAGAUUUCAACAAAAAUAAAGAUGCCUACAAAUUCUGUCAUCAAAUUCACACGACUCUCAGCUGUUUGAAUGGACUGCGAAAAAACAAAAAUUGCAGUUUAAGUUUAUACAUGAGAACUCUUUACACUGGGACAGCGUGGCAGUUCAAGAAAUAUAAUUGUUUGACUGUUUUGAAGGGAGGAUAUUCAACGUUAUCCCCAGCUUCUCCAGCCUCGCCAGCUUCUCCGGGCGUCACAAGGCCUAGGGAAGGAAGCCAGACUCGUGGGCCUAGCACGAACAGUCGAUGUGUUUACAAGACGAAAUCAGUGGAGUCUCUGCACUGUGGUUUGUUUGGAGAUCCACAUUUGAAAACUUUUAGUGACAAACGCCAAACAUGUGUUGUUAAAGGAGCAUGGCCCAUGCUGAAUAAUAAAUACUUUGCUGUACAAGUUACAAACGUUCUCAUCGAUCGGAAUAAUCCUGUGGCUACCGCAACAUCAAAGAUCACCGUGCUUAUAAAGAAAAGCAAACAUGGUUGCACUCGUCAGAAAGUUUAUCAAGCACAGGUCGGUUACGUGCCAUCAACAUUCAGGGACGGUACGAUUGAAACAGGCCCGGCAAACUGCAAAACACGUUUAGUUAAAGAGCCUAAUGCAGAUGGCGUGAGACUGUAUAUUUGCUACUUGAAUACUACAAUUCUAAUUCGCAAAGUUGGAAAAUAUCUUACGUUCAACAUCCGGACUCCUGAGAAUUACGUCCGGCAAUCACGCGGGCUCUGUGUGACCGGAUGUCCGUUAAGUGAGAUGAUCGACUAUAAUGGAUUCUUUGGAGAGCACCCUAACAGUGUGCUAUUUGGGUCAGCCCAGCCAGCCAUGAGGCAGAUUGAUGCUGUUAACCAAUGCAAAAAGGCCAACUUGACUGAUUUUUACUAUGACUCCUGCGUUUUUGAUCUUAUUAGCACGGGAGAUAGUAGAUUUUCCAACGCUGCGUUCCGCGCAAUGCAGGACGCCGUAGCAAUGGACCCAAAACUCAGACUUCGGCGGUCAAACAGUGUUGUCUUAACUUACCUUGACGGAGAGAGAAGUAAUAAACCCCUAAAGACGAGCUUGGGUGAGUCAGUGUUGCCAACAUCCUUAUGUAUAGUUUUGCCAGUUCUAUUAUGGUUCCUGACAGGGAGCUAGUUGCUGUUGUGUUGCCAGUUACAAGCAUUUUCAUCGUAAAUGUUUUUAACACUUAAUUUAUUGCAAGCACAUUACGAGAAAAUCAACCGACUGGCUUACUUACCAUCACGUGAUGAUCCAAGCAUCCUCCAAUCAGAAAUGCGUUGCCUUGACUACCUGUGAUGCCACCUUCCUUGAAUGUGGAAUUUUGGAGAUGCAUGUUGUAUGUGAAGAGGGAAAGAGAAUAUCCUCUUAGGCUACAAUGGAUUGAAGGGGUCUUGAAGAAUUUCAGACAGCAGCUUGUUAUUACUGGUAUCAGGAUUAUUUGAGGAGAUAAGAUGGUUAAGGAGAAGGUGGUGAGUUGCUAAUCAAGUGGCUUGUUAUCCUGCCAUGAGCCAGGUAGCCAAAGGCCUCUACGUAUAUUCUACGUGAAUCUCUCAAGAUUUUGUUGUACAAUUCUUGAUGUAAUAUUAUGUACUUGUGUACCCUAAGUCAGCUCAAAGCAAAAUUAGUACCAAUAAGCUAUUGAGUAGAUUCUUUAUAUUGCAAUUUGAUUUAUUAUUACAAUCAUCCCCCCAGAUGCAAGCUUUGGUUCUAACUGCCUGCGAAUUUUCCCCAGUUCUGUUUUUGCCAUUAAUCUGAAUCUUCUGAAUCACAUUAUAUUAUAAAACAUAAAACUGAAAAAAUAACACAUUUUGGAUGCUUUAAAGUCUUAAUAUAAAACUCUAUGCACAUUCAAUGCUAAUUACCUUCAGAAAACCAGGCCUAAAAGCUAAAAAAUAGAUGCCUUUAAAAGAUGUCCUUACAAUGGAGACUGGGACAGUUGAAAGUUGAGGAAACUCACACAUGACAACGUAUAUCGAUGAUAGAAAGACUCGUUUCACUCCAUGCUUAGAUAUUUUGUAAAGUUUUGGAAAAUAAUCUACAGAAGCAAUCCGUUUAAGGCAGAUUUUGCUGUAUCUUACGGACUGUGUUGGUACUGUUUGAGAUAAAGAUGAUAGCCAGUCACUGUGUCAUAAGAAAUUGCACAAAAUUUUUGCGAUGAUUCUCUUUGAAAAUGGAAUAUAAAGCAAGCAACACGAUCUUAGUUACGUCAAAGUUAUCCAAAAUACCAAGGUCAUUGUCUAUUUGGUUAUUAAUAGGUGACUUGAAAUUAAGUUGAUUAGACUCGAUAUCCUUCAAAAUUAAUUCAACACCAAUUUGCUAACGAAGAAAACUGAAUAGGAGAUUUUUCAAUCUUUAAAAGGAAUGCAUAUUUUCCGUUAAGAAGCUCAGUUGCCCCCAGGAUCCGUCUUAGCUUUGAUUUGGUGGUUGUCGCCCUAUCUCGGGAUCUCCAGUUUCCUAUCCUUUCGUUAUCGACUUAUUUCAAUUUUUGUUUGGUUAAUCUCUCUUUCAAACCCGCUAAUCCUAAAUGCAAAACUAAUCUUACACUUACAGUAAUUGCUCAUGCGCAUAGGCGGGUUGACCAGGCAAAACCAACCAUUUUCACGUCCAUCAGCCAUGAUAGUGGUAUUGCCAGUCAUGCUUUGUUUUAUUGUAAAUAAGGACGAAAUUUUCCACUACAAGCACUACCUGGAGGAAGUUGCGUAAUAUUGACAUGGAAAUUUUUAUCAGCCAAACCUCCAAUCAAUCAUUCCGAAUUCGUAGUUUAAAAACAUUGAGUGAUUAAAUAGUGGUCUCUGACCGACUAAAUUCCCCAACAUUUGCCCAUGCCCUCCUCUGUCCCUUCUGGCUCUUGGUGCAGUACCACUAGCCUUUGUAUAUAAAGCUAAAAAGCAUGUUUACGUUCGUAUCCGUAUUUGUAUGGAAUGAGUCAGAAUUCGACAUGGCCUAUUGACAGUUGUCGUUUGCCUACCCAUAGGCGUUAUUCAGUUAUUUCCAUUAAGCGUAUGUCUUCUACUAGAAGUUCUCUUGUUAUUAAUUGUAAAUAUUCAUUAUCGUAUCGCACAAUAAAACCACCCGAUAUCUCCAAUAAGUCGACUGCAUUCAUGUUUAAACCAGAUCUGUAAAUAAUUUCCCAUGCUCCA